This is a messenger RNA of Ananas comosus (pineapple), 930 nucleotides long. RefSeq names its product pathogenesis-related protein PRB1-2-like. The transcript has a single exon. NCBI's taxonomy places the organism in Eukaryota, Viridiplantae, Streptophyta, Magnoliopsida, Poales, Bromeliaceae. Bases 227 to 727 code for a protein of 166 amino acids. The record is from RefSeq and is a predicted model, not a curated record.
UCUUAUUAAUUGCAUGGCUACAAGGGGCCAUGUUACUCCUAUUUGACUUUUUAUCCUCAUCCCACAUUGAUUGACGUGUUAUUAGCCUCGGAUCUCGGAGGCCCCACAUGAUCCAAUUUUGUUCUAAUCUCUCCCCCUAUAUAAACCCCACGACAAACACACAAAUUCCUCACCAAUUCCAAGAUCCAACAAGAACAUCUUACUAUUCACUACUAGUUCUCAUUCUAUGGCUAUCGCCAAUUCUCUCUUCGCUCUCUGCCUCCUCGUCUCGCUGCAGCUAACAUAUGUUGACGCACGCAAACUCGGUGCGGUGAGUACGAUAACGCAGUUUCUGGCGCCGCACAACGCGCUGCGCGGUAGCAUGGGCCUGCCGCCGCUGCAGUGGAGCGCGCAGCUGGCGGCGUACGCAAACUGGUACGGGAACCAGCGGCGGGGGGACUGCGAGCUCGUGCACUCCACGUCGAACUACGGUGAGAACAUCUUCUGGGGGCAGGGCAACCAGUGGCGGAUAGCGGACGCCGUAGCGGCCUGGGCAGCCGAGCAGGCCUACUACAACUAUAACUCCAACUCUUGCGAUCCGAACGCCGACUGCUCGCACUACACCCAGAUGGUGUGGCGGUCGACGAAGUUCGUCGGAUGCGCGAGAAUUACAUGCAAUAGUGGGGAUACAUUUAUAGUUUGUGAGUAUGAUCCCCAUGGCAAUGUCAUAGGUAAGAAGCCAUACUGAGGAUCAUCACGAAUUGGGCCGUAGGCCGAGGAUUCUGAAGAAGUUUCUUGAAGGCCUUGAAUUUUAAUGGGCUGAGAAUCUCUUUCUGCAUGAAUAUUGUGGUUGAAGUUGAAUAAGUUUUGUUUGUUUUAGAGUGUUCCAGUGGCAGUAAUUAGAGUUUGCUUCAAUUUUCUUCCAAUAAUAUUUAUUAUUAUUUUCUUUUA